Condylura cristata (star-nosed mole) is the source of this 3085-nucleotide messenger RNA. It is a transcript of the gene MMP25, whose product is annotated as matrix metallopeptidase 25. The record is from RefSeq and is a predicted model, not a curated record. Gene Ontology annotation, cellular component: extracellular matrix. The coding region runs from base 255 to 1964 and encodes 569 amino acids. NCBI's taxonomy places the organism in Eukaryota, Metazoa, Chordata, Mammalia, Eulipotyphla, Talpidae. Gene Ontology annotation, molecular function: metalloendopeptidase activity; zinc ion binding. The transcript has 10 exons. Gene Ontology annotation, biological process: collagen catabolic process; proteolysis; extracellular matrix organization.
GAUAGACCCCGCCCGAACCCCGAGAGGCCGCCGCCACGCACCUGUCACGGGGCCGCCAGCGCCCUCUCAACGGGGGACCCCCCGCGACUCUAGCAGCACCCCCAACCUCCGCUGGUCCCCGCCAGGACCACACGGGGCCCGCGGGGCGAGCCUCUUGUGCCCACCCCCGCCCCGCCGGUCCCGCGAGCCCCUCCCGACCGCUGACCUCCUCCAGGUCUCCAGGGCGCCCCAGGGGACCCCCGCAGGCGCGCGCCAUGCUCCAGCUCCUGGCACUGCUGCUCCUGCUGCUGCCGCCGCCGGCGCGCGCCUGGGAGCCGGAGCCGGAGCCGGAGCCGGAGCCGGAGCGGGAGCCGGCAGCGCAGGACGUGAGCCUGGGUGUGGACUGGCUGACCCGCUACGGGUACCUGCCGCUGCCGGACCCCGCCCAGGCGCAGUUGCAGAGUCUGGCGAAGCUGCAGGACGCCGUCAAGGUCAUGCAGAGGUUUGCUGGGCUGCCUGAGACCGGCGUCCUGGACGAGGCGACCCUGGCCACCAUGGGCAAGCCCCGCUGCUCCCUGCCGGACGUGCUGGGGGUGGCCGGGCGCGUGAGGCGGCGGCGCUACACCCUGGGCAGCAGCGUGUGGAAGAAGCGAACCCUGACGUGGAGGAUAGAGUCCUUCCCCCGGAGCCCGGGGCUGCCCCCCGACACGGUGCGGACCCUCAUGCACUACGCCUUGAACGCCUGGGCCGCCGAGUCGCCCCUGAAGUUCCAGGAGGUGGGCGCCGGGGCCGCCCCCGAGCCGGACAUCCUGGUGCACUUCUCCCGGGCCUACCACCAGGACAGCUACCCCUUCGAAGGGCCCGGGGGCACCCUGGCCCACGCCUUCUUCCCGGGGGAGCACCCCAUCUCCGGGGACGCGCACUUCGACGACGAGGAGCCGUGGACUUUCGACUCGAAAGACGGCGAGGGCAUCGACCUGUUCGCCGUGGCUGUUCACGAGUUCGGCCACAGCCUGGGCCUGGGCCACUCCUCGGCACCGGACUCCAUCAUGAGGCCCUUCUACCAGGGCCGGGUGGGCCCACCCCACCAGUACCGCCUGUCCCAGGAUGACCGCCAGGGCCUGCAGCAGCUCUAUGGGAGAGUGCCCCACCCCCGGGGGGGCCUGCCCACCAGGAAACCUCUGAGUCCUCCCGCACCACCACCUCAGCACCCCGACAGCCCCUCCAGCCCCCUCCCGGAUCGGUGUGACGGCCACUUCGACGCCAUCGCCAACAUCCGCGGGGAGACCUUCUUCUUCAAAGGCCCCUGGUUCUGGCGCCUGCGGCCCACGGGACAGCUGAUGUCGCCGCAGCCCGCGCGGCUGCACCGCUUCUGGGAGGGGCUGCCGGCCGGCGUGAAGGCGAUCCAGGCGGCCUACGCGCGCAGCACCGACGGCCGGAUCCUCCUCUUCAGCGGCCCCCAGUUCUGGGUGUUCCGGGACCGGCAGCUGGAGGGCGCCGCGCGGCCGAUCUCCGACCUGGGGCUGCCCGCGGGGGAGCCGGUGGACGCCGUGUUCUCGUGGCCGCAGGACGGCAGGACCUACUUGAUCCGCGGCCGGCGGUACUGGCGCUACGACGAGGCGGCGGCGCGCCCCGACCCCGGCUACCCCCGCGACCUGAGCCUCUGGGUGGGGGCGCCGGCCGCCCCCGACGACGUGACCGUUAGCAACACAGGUGACAUCUACUUCUUCAAGGGCGCCCACUACUGGCACUUCCCCAAGGGCAGCGUGGAGGCCGACCCCGGCUAUCCGCAGCCCAUGGGCCCCAUGUGGCUAGACUGCCCCGCCCCCAGCGGCGGCCCUCCAACCUUGGGUCCCCGAAAAGCGCCCCACCAGCCCGGGCCCUGCAACUGCCGGUGCGAGAUCAAUCAGGCCGCGGGGUGGCCAUCGGGGCUCCCCUCGCUGCCCCUUCUGCCUCUGCUGCUGGGGGCCCUGGCCUCCCUCUGAGGGCGGCCCGGAGGGAGGGCAGCCAGGAGCCCAGUGGACAGGCGCUGGGGCCUGGCCUGUCCGUUCCGGGAAACGCCGGCGUUUCCAGACAGCGGCGCCCACAGCCCCUCCCCUGCAGCCGCUGCCUGAGUCUGCCCGGAAACCCCAGCCCCGCUGCAGCACUGCGCUGAGAUUUCUAGAAAUUUCCACCGCCACCACAUGGAGGGGACCUGGGCCCAGCCCCAGUCCCAGUCGCCUGCUCCUCAGCCUGGCAGACAUCAGAAGCCUCAAUGGCGGUCUGUAGACCCCGCGGGACCCCUCUCCACUCCACGGGACACCCUCCCACCCCAAGGGGCCCCCGGGGACCCCCCACUGGAGUAUCCGUGCUUGCCCCAGAGGCCCGCACCCAUGAACACCCGGCUGGGGGGAGACGCCCCUCUCAGUCCCAGCCCACCACCCCUCAGCACAGCUGGGUGAAGAGUGGGUGCACCCUGGGGCCCCUGGCCCCCCCACCCCCCGAUUCAGGAUCUAAACCAGUGCCUCAGGAAUUACGCUUCUGGAAUAUUCCACAUCAGAAUGGUCCAGGGACCUUAGGCUGCAGGCCCCAAGCCCUCACCCUAUUUCUGACUGGGGUUGCAGUCAGGAGUCUGCACUGGACACACUCAGGGAUCCCUGAUGGCCAGCUGCUCCUCCUCUUCUGUCUCCCCGAUGACCUACCUCUUCAGUCUCCGCAGAGACGAGUGACGGCCGUGGCCAAGAGGGGUGAAGUCACGCAGCGGCCACCUCCUGGGGGGCGCCCAGCCACAGGCCCGCGGUGCUGCAGGGGCGGGAUCGGGGACCAGCCCCCGCGGCGGCAGCAGGAUGGACAGCCGGGCGUCCGUCCGGCUCCUCUCGCAGCGAGUGUCCAGCGAGGCCCCGUGGCCGGCGGCGAGGACUGUGACGCGCCUAAACUGGAGUCCAGAAUGGGGGGGCGCGAGUGGAGGGGGCAGAGAAGAGCCGCGUGCUGGGGCCGAGGUGUCCGAGGGACCCGUGGUGCUCUGGUGUGGCCUUGUUAGAUACAGCUGGUCCGAGUCUGCGGCCAUUAAGGACCGUGACUGGGAUGGCCUCACAGUGUGCGGGGUGAUUCACUCAUUGCUUUUAAA